Homalodisca vitripennis (glassy-winged sharpshooter) is the source of this 1001-nucleotide messenger RNA. It is a transcript of the gene peo, whose product is annotated as protein crossbronx homolog. The record is from RefSeq and is a predicted model, not a curated record. NCBI's taxonomy places the organism in Eukaryota, Metazoa, Arthropoda, Insecta, Hemiptera, Cicadellidae. The transcript is spliced from 7 exons. The coding region runs from base 136 to 966 and encodes 276 amino acids.
GAAUAAUUAAAAAAAAACAGCGUCAUAGAGUAAUGAAAGGAUGACAGCAAUCAGUAUGUACAGUAACUGGAUUAUUUCGUUGUAAUUUCAAAGCCUGGUUUAAAUCAUAGUUUGGUGAAUAAAUAAUGAUGAGAUAUGGCAUCAAAUUCAUCUCAAACUAGCAAUGAACAAGACAGCAGUGAUCAGCUGAGACGCCAAGGGUCCUUACGGAGGGUGCUGCCACCCAAUGUCAACGGGGAACCUGUAGUGGGGAUGUCUGCCAAAAUGAUUGAGCGGCCAAGACCCAAUAAUCCGAACCCAAAUUCCUCUAAACACAAUUACAAUCAGUAUUUUCAAGAGUACAGUCUGAUUGCUGAAUAUAACAUGCUGGUGAACCAGAGACUGCCUGGAUUGUACGUCAUGCCGUCUGCCAACUCCGCUUUAGUGUGGUUUUGUGUGUUGUUUGUGAGAAAAGGACUCUACCAAGGGGGAAUUUUCCGAUUCAAUCUCCUUAUCCCGGAGGAUUUUCCCAAUUCAGGCUGUCCGAGGGUGGUGUCAGAGAGUUCUGUGUUCCACCCCAGUGUGGAUCCUGUGACUGGAGAGGUGGUAGUGGCCUCCGUAUUUCCGGAGUGGAGGAAGGAUGUCAACCGGUUGUGGCAGAUGUUGGAACACGUCGUGCAGAUGUUCUGCAGCAUCGACACCAAGAAUGCUGUCAACAUAGAGGCGGCCCGUUUAUUCGAAGACUCGCAAGAGGAGUUCAUCAGGCAAGUGAACGAGUGUGUGGAGCUAAGCCAGGCGGCUAUAUACAACCCUCCGACUGUUGAUGAUGCUCAUUACAUCAAAUUUGACCACUUUGACAACAAAAUACAUGACAAAGUAUUGACUUCUUUGAUAGAGCCAAAAGAAACUCCCAAGCUGCCAGCCAAAAGAGGUCUCUCUUGGGUCCAGUACGGCUCUUUGGAACCCUUUUCAGCGAGUCAUUCGUGAUAUAUCUGUUUUAUAUUAAAUGUUACUUCAUAUUU